Molecule: messenger RNA, 2165 nt
Organism: Vitrella brassicaformis
Lineage: Eukaryota; Vitrellaceae
Source: the annotation of a GenBank genome assembly
AUGAAGCGGUGUUGCCGCUCACAGACGCCACAGAGACCGCUGCGCCAUUGUUGGCGGUGCAGCUGCCAAGGAAUCCGUAGGAGCUUACUUACUGUGACAGCGAGUUGGAUCAUGUGAGUGUAAAGUGCAUGUGCACAACAUCGGAAGCUGUGUCUCGCUGCAUCCUUCUGUAGGGGUCUGUCCGGAGAAAGACAGAUCGUGCACAAGUACGAGAAGCACAAACUGGCGCGACAGGUGAACGCCAUCGUUUGUGCCCGUCCCUGGUCGGACACGAUGGACAGUCCCUCUGUCUCUCCAUCCCCCGUCAUCUGUAUACAUACAGUCAGACCGCGCAAGUGGGGCAGUACAAGGCUGACCCACUCAUGCAACUGACCCGCUUGUGCGCUCUACCGAGGUGACCACUUAAUUUCUUUUUUUGACUAGCUCAAGUUACUAAGACGGUGAAACACAGUAUAUUCUCUCACUCAUUCAAUCAGUCCUUGGACGGCUGUGAGAGCCCUUGGAUGUCUCCGAAUCUUUGAUUCAUCGUUCGUCUCCACAUACGCCACUCAAAGUGAUGCGAUUUGACCACUUUAGCAGGAAGAAUCGUCGUCAGAGACAUGGAAUAGGCGUCAUCAAUAUGGUGUCCGAACGGGUACCAUCACUGCAUGCACAUCUGGAGACACGGCACUAAACUAUCUGCAUACACAGAGGCCAGAUUGGUUUCCGAAGGUCCCUCGUGAGAGGAUUGCCUCCUGAGCCCCUUCAAGAGAAUGGAUCUCGUACAACACCUCCUCCUUCAGAGCAACCACGCGGCGGCAGCUUUAGCCGCUGCUGCCUAGGGUCAACGUGCAGGAGCUCACUCAAUGCAUACAUCCAUGUCUCGGCAUCCAUUGCCAACACUCUCACUGGGGAAAAUGUUCGAGAACUCAGAUGAGUCCCUGGCAAGCGCUCAGGAUACACAGAAAGCUUUUACCCGUCGUCUUUUGCAUGAGGCUGGCCGGGCUUGGCGGCCAACGGAAGGGUAGUAGAAGGCACAUAGCGGUUUAAGCUCUUCCAUCCUGACGCGCACGGAGUUCUUCUCAUAUUACAGGCAGCAGGUCCUGGACCAUGUGCGGACACACUCACAAAAAGCAAUUUCGAUGGACUGAGACUCUCUCGUAUCUCAUGUCUGCAUCUUUCUACAGGACGAUGAUACAGAAAAGUCCAAUUUGGCUGUACAGGAGGUUCCUGCUGCAGGUAUCGCAGAAAGCACUUGCGCACCAGAGGUGAUAGGCUUGACACAGUCCAAUUUGGCCGCGAGUGUUCCGCCUCUGCUGUACAGGAAGUUCCACUUGCAGGUAUCGCAGGAAGUACUUGUGCCAGGGAUCUUACUCGCGUGCUCGUGUUGGCAAAUCUAUCCUUUGUGCAGUACCACAGGCGAUUCUUUGACCAAGUGCCGAUGUUCAGGUCCAAAUUGAAGAAAACGUGACAGUUGAUCUCUGAUCACUGAUUUCAUGUGUUGUUGUUGCAGGGAUCAGCCGGAUCAUUUCCCGUCUUUGGUUGUGAGCCAUCUCGUGUGUCGCGUCUACAUGCCAGCAGACUACAUUUGUGUCAAGGUGAACACAGACAGAAACACGAGUGCGCGCACAUGUUUCUGUCUGUCCCUUUCCAGGGCGAUUAUGGGGACGAGAUGUACUUCAUCGAGGUGAACAUUCUUCGUUGGUAUAUCCUCCAGCUCAUCACUCUCCCCUUUUGUCUUUCGUUCUGUUUUCAGGAGGGGAAAGUACUGAUCUACUCGGCAGAUGAAAGCAGCAUCCUUCACGUACGCACCCAGCACGGCAUACAAAACAGACGCCUGCAUUUUCAUUUUAAAAGCAUACCUCCAUUUAGUCACUCGGUCCUGGCGAUUUCCUCGGCGAGCUGUCAUUGAUGAGGGGACAGAUGAGGAGCUGCAGCGUACAGGUACAAAGCCGUCCUACCCGUGCUCUGUGCCCUUCUACGUGCCGUCCCUUCGAUGUCUCAGGCUGAUUCGUUCUGUCUCGUGCUCGGCCUCAAAAAGCAGCACCUAGAUCGGAUCCUGCAAGCAUUUCGAAACUUGCAUCAGAGCUACACAGUGUUGCUGGUGAACAAGCAGAAGUACACUCAGACGAUGUGCUAUUCACCAUUCUGUGCUGUGUGUUCAGACGCACGUCAAAUCAUCAUAG